CUAAUGUCUUCUCCAGCUAACUAGAGCGCGAUGCGCAGGCGUGAACUCCGUGACGUCCCUGAAGUCUAGCGCCUGCUCCUAUCCUGGCCGGGUAGCGGCUCGGUGCUCCCCCCUCCCUUUCUCGCUCUGUUCCACGCAUGCGUAUAGAGCUGUCUCCCGCGCAGUCACUUUGCGCCAAGUGCGCGGCCGCUGCUGGGGGAGGGGAGACGCACGUAAGCAACCGCGGAAGGAGUGGAGCGCCACAGUGACACCGUCACGGAGGAGUGUACCGUAUACAAACCCUACCGACUCAUCUUUCUCCCGACCCCCCCUCCCCCGUGAAAAGACGGGGCCAACAUGGCCGGAGCCCUGAUGCUUCCUGCAGACCGCAGCCAUCGCAGGAGGAGGGACCGGCGACCAGUCGGCUAGGCCCGGGAUAGGCCUCGCCAUAUCCCCGGAGCAGGGAGCGCCCCCUCCUUGGACUGUAUCCAUCUGAGGCCCUCCUGUCAUUCGGAUACCUCACAGGAGAGGCCGCAGGCCCUGUAGUGUCUCCGCCCGCCGCUCUCCGUUACUCGGUGCUUCAGGAUCUGAUCCCCCGGGGGGGAGGCCUCGGUGUCUUGAUCGCUUGUUCUGCAAGUCCCUGUGCGUCUUCACUGCGGUUCUUCCUCCGACACCCGGCCAUGGAGGCCAAGACCAUUGUGUACGAUCUGGACACGUCCGGGGGGCUGAUGGAGCAAAUCCAAGCUCUCUUGGCACCACCCAAGAGUGAAGAAGGCGAGAAGAAAAGCAGGAGGCCAGAAAAAGAGCCCAGGAGAAGUGGAAGGGCCACCAACCAUGACAGCUGUGAUAGUUGUAAGGAAGGAGGGGACCUCUUGUGUUGUGACCACUGUCCUGCUGCUUUCCACCUACAGUGCUGCAAUCCUCCCCUGAGCGAAGAAAUGCUGCCCCCUGGAGAGUGGAUGUGUCAUCGCUGCACCAUACGUAGGAAGAAACGUGAACGUAAGAAGGAACUUGGGCAGGUCAAUGGCUUGUUUGACAGAUAUGGGAGAAGGACCGUGUCACCCACUAGUGACAUGGAUUAUUCUGAAAGAGCUGCUGGCAGCUUCCGAGCCCUUGCCCAAGCCAAGAUGUUAGAGAGAAGGGUUAGCCGCCCAGGCACACCCACAUCUAGUGCCAGCACUGAUACACCCAACUCUGAGCAAAAUGACAUGGACGAGGACAUGAUAGAUGUGGAUGAAGAACCCUCUGUGGAUUCAGAGUACAGUCAUUCUCAACUCAAGAGACCAUUUCAGUUGCUUAUUGCUGCAGCCAUGGAGCGAAAUCCUACCCAGUUUCAGCUGCCCAAUGAACUUACCUGCACCACAGCACUUCCAGGCACCAGCAAACGUCGGAGAAAAGAAGAAAUGACAGGGAAAAAUGUUAAGAAAGCACAGCAUGAGUUGGAUCACAAUGGCUUGGUGCCGCUACCAGUUAAAGUUUGCUUCACUUGUAACAGGAGCUGUCGUGUGGCACCUUUAAUUCAGUGUGAUUACUGCCCUCUCUUGUUUCAUAUGGACUGCUUAGACCCUCCACUUACUGCCAUGCCAACCGGCCGCUGGAUGUGUCCCAACCACAUUGAGCACAUUGUGCUGAAUCAGAAGAAUAUGACCCUGAGUAAUCGGUGUCAGGUAUUUGACCGUUUCCAGGACGGCAUUUCACAGCAUGCGGUAAAGCUGGACUUUCUUAGCCGCAUACAUAAAAUACAUCCCCCAAACCGAAGGCAGCUGCCAUCAACCAGGAAAAAUACAGUCAAGGUUCCUGAAGCUAUCAAGGCCCAGUAUCAGUCACCUCCACAACUACUGCCUCCUGCAGGGAUACGUGAUGGGGAGCUAAUUUGCAAUGGUGUACCAGAUGAGUCACAAAAGCACCUACUGCACUCUGAGCACUUAGCUAACCAAACAGAGCAACAAGAGUGGCUCCGUAGUGUGGUUGCACUUCAGUGCAGCAUAUUGAAAUACUUAUCUGCUAAGCAGAUGCCAGCCUGGGGAUCAGAAGACGUUGACUCGUUGGAUGUGAAACCAGUCAUAUCGCCCGAUGGUUCAGUAUCCAACUCUCACCAGCACGCUGACGGCAAGCCUCAGUUUUCUCCAUCUUUAGGACUAUGUCCAAGCAGCCAGUCUACAACAUUGGAAGAAGAUGUUACUUACGUGGUUAAACCCCAUCUCACAGCCAGCAGUGGUACUUCCAAUGGACCUGCUGUAUCGGAGUCCAAAUCAAAUGGGCCUCACACUUAUAAUAUUAGUCCUAGCCCCACGGAACAGUUACAUGACCAUCAAAGACUGUCUGGAACUAGUCCUGGCAUUUCUGUUCUUUCUCACAGACAAACAAGGCCUCGGUCGGGCACUCCUCCCACAACAGUUCUCCCAAAUCAUGUAGUGAAGACAGAAGGCACGACAGGACCUGCACACUGCACUCAGAGGCUUCCAGGUCCUGCUCCUACACCCCCAAACUCUUGCACCAGUCCUGAGCUUACUAGCACUUUGUCAUGGAAACAUACCCAAACGCAGCCUGCUCCUCCACUCAGUCAACAUGAUUCCAGACCUGUUGGGUCCCCACUUUCCGGCACCCGGGCACUUACACCUCCACAGGCAGCUGGGGGUGAUCUUGCCUCUGCAGCCCCUGGUGCAUCCAGGCUUUGUGUAGCAGCUCCUCCCACAGAUGGUAAAGUCCGACCCAGUACUUUGAUAAUCGAUGGGGCCUCGACUGGUUCUUCGUUGUAUACAGUAAACUCCUCAGCGAUGACCGACCUUACUAAUUCUCUUAAAUCAUUGAUGGAUGGAAACGGAGAGAUCCAGAUAAACCUGCUGGAUGAGAAGCUGGUAAAAUUUUUGGCCAUGCAGAGAAUCCAUGAGAUAUUCUCUUCCAAAGAACAUCCUGUAGCAAGUGCCACCCGUCCUCCGCCAACUCCUUCACUUGGACAUCAUAUGGAAGCCCAGAGAAGAGAUGUACAGGCCAGGGCCGUGUUUUACCCCUUGAUGAUGGGUACUGGGGCUCCCGUCAACAUGUGCUAUCGGACUCUUUAUAUCGGCACAGGAGCAGACAUGGAUGUGUGCCUUACAAAUUAUGGUCAUUGCAACUAUGUUUCUGGCAAGCAUGCUUGCAUAUUUUAUGAUGAGAACACAAAGCAUUACGAGCUGUUGAAUUACAGCGAACAUGGAACGACUGUUGAUAACGUUCUUUAUUCCUGUGACUUUUCUGAGAAGAUCCUCCCUACCCCUCCCAGCAGUAUUGUUGCCAAAGUGCAGAAUGUUAUAAAGCACCGCAAGAGCCAAAACACAGAGCCAGAGCCGGUUAAGGAAGAGGCAGUCAUGAACUCACGUGCACAAGGUCCCCAUGUCCAGCCGUGUAACUGCAAAGCUAGCAGCUCCAGUCUUAUUGGAGGAAGUGGAGCCGGCUGGGAAGGCACUGCUCUCUUACACCAUGGAAGCUACAUUAAGUUGGGCUGCAUUCAAUUUCUGUUCUCUAUCACAGAGUUUGCAACAAGGCAGCCCAAGGGUGAGAGUGAGGCCUUAGUACAAGACCUGGACUUGGAAGACAAGUUAUCUCUGAAGUCACCUCACCAGGUGCCAGUUUUACGAUCCAACUCUGUUCCUUAGGAGACGUACACUAGAACUCUUACAAGACAAAGAACUCUUCCUGAAAUUCAACCUACGUGUCAGAGCAAACAUGUCCAGUGGCCCCUUGGAAACCAUGUUUCGGCCAGAAAGAGUUUGCACAUUUGCAUGAUAUGAAGAAACUUCACCUUUUUAUUUUUGUUUUUUCCUCUGCUCAUUUUAGGGGCAUUUGCACAUAUAUUUCUAUCAUACAUUUCAUAUAUUAUAAAUAUAUAUAAAUAUCUAUUUUUUUUUAUUCUAAGACUCAAACAGCCCUUCUUCCUGUAGCGAGUUUACCUGGACAAGAUUGCAAUGUUUGGAGACCAGAAAAAACAGAAUUUAGAAUUUUUCUUUUCUUUUUUUUAAUUAUUUUCCGUUCUUCAUGCCAUUGUAAAUGAAUAAGACACAACAAGCUCAUACCUGUUUUUGUGCCAGUGACAAUUUUUUAUAUAGCAUUUCAGGUUCCCACUAAACAGGAUUAAUUUUGUUACAUGUAACUACUUACAAAUGUCCCACCCGAUUCUGACCACCGCUCCAAUAAACCUCUUCAUUGUAACAGCGAGUACAGCAUUCAGCAUUUUGUACAUACACAACAGAUGGCUGCCCUUUUUUCCCUGGAUUUUUUUUUUUUUUUAUAUAUAUAUUUUUUUUAAUGUAUACAGUGCUGCGUGAUAUGCCUUUUGGCUCCCGUCUGUUGUAACAAAGGUUUUUGUUGUAUACUUGUUUGUCCCCCUUUUUGUUUUUAUUUUUAAUGUAAUACUGCCACUUCUCUUUGAGGAGAUUGGACGAGCUAGAUUCAAUGUAAAUAUAAUUGUAUCGUUUUAGAUUUUACAAAACCUUUUUUCCUGUAUUCUGUAUAUAUAAAAAGUUGAUUCUUUCUGAGCUUGUGUGUAAUGGCUUU
Hyla sarda is the source of this 4512-nucleotide messenger RNA. RefSeq names its product PHD finger protein 12 (gene PHF12). Gene Ontology annotation, molecular function: transcription corepressor activity; protein binding. The transcript has 15 exons. Lineage: Eukaryota; Metazoa; Chordata; Amphibia; Anura; Hylidae. The record is from RefSeq and is a predicted model, not a curated record. Gene Ontology annotation, biological process: negative regulation of transcription by RNA polymerase II. Gene Ontology annotation, cellular component: nucleus; Sin3-type complex. Bases 660 to 3614 code for a protein of 984 amino acids.